Messenger RNA from Bemisia tabaci, 4792 nucleotides. RefSeq lists its product as uncharacterized. The record is from RefSeq and is a predicted model, not a curated record. Lineage: Eukaryota; Metazoa; Arthropoda; Insecta; Hemiptera; Aleyrodidae.
GAAAAUAUGGAAACAGCGGCAAAGUUUACGUUAUCACACUCUCUCACGUGCAUAUUAAUAUUGUGACGGACUGAACAUUUUUCAUUUAAUUUUGUUAGCUUAACAUUAUACUUUGAGAAGUCGACAAGCUUUACCGACCAGCAUUAUCUGUCCAUCCUAGUGUUGGGACACGUUCUCGCUUUUUUCUUGGUCAACUGUUAAGCGGAACCUUGGGAAGCUGAAAAAACAGAUCUCCUCUGCAAUGAUUUCAACAUAAAAUCAGGGCUGCAAAUAUUUUCAUCCCAUGUCCGAAUAUUAUUUUCUGGCUAGAAAGAAGGAAAUCUUCAUCUUCUGGCAGUUCAGGAUUUUAAAAUAUCAUCUCUGAUAUUUGAAACACAGGUGAGUGUUUAACAUUUAACCCGCCGGAGAUGGCACCGAAGAAAGCAGUACCGUCACUACAGGAUUUAUCUUUGGAAAUAGUAAGCGCCUCCACUCUAUCUGCUAUUUUAGAUCCAUCUCCUUCGAAUGAAUUCAAUGGCAUAGAACGGCUUAAAACCCUGAACAUUCUACUCAAUAGUCACAUCCUCCGGUGUCAUCCCAGGUUCCUCUCACAACUCUGUGUCAAAGGAUUAAAGUCAAUAUACUCUCAAAGCAUCGGGAAGAAACCAAAUGAAUUUUACAAGUAUAGGGAACAAAUAGCUAAUCAUCUUUUUAGUGUGUUCUCAAGUGUUCAGCCGUUGAUGAUCAAUACAGAUGAGUGGAGUGAUGAUAUUUUUCAUAAUCUCGUUCAGCAGUACGAUAAAUUGCUCAAUGUGAAAAUUUUCCAAAGCACACAAAAAUAUCCAGCCGACGACAGUAGAGAACUUCUCCGGAAAAGGAUUUUUUCGCGCUGUUCUUCGUGGUCCCAAUUGCAGUCUUUUACGAUGCUCUAUUCUUGUACAGAUAAGAUUAUUAACAUAAUUGCGCUGAAUUGUCCACUUCUUCAAGUGUUGGAUGUGAAAUUCUCCUCAAAUGUGUCAGAUAGCUGCGUUAGAUGCCUUAAAAAGUCCCGUUUUUUACGAAAAGUACACCUCUCAGAAACGCAUAUAAGUUCAGCAGGGCUAGCUGAGUUCCUCACAGAAUCAGAUUCAAGUCAACUGAGAGAUUUUGAGUGUCUUUUCAAUGGACAUAGAUAUAUCCUCCGAAACGCCUUACUUCGCAUGGAUCAAAUUGCUCAGCACUCCUACUCUCAAUUUUCAAAGGAUUCCAUUGCCCCUUUUUCGUCGACUCUAAUCGAAAGUUUUCGCUGUUUUGACUUGGACACACAAAGCUUAAUCCUCUUAAGUAAAUACUUUCCUUCGAUAUCAGAACUGUUUUUAGAAUAUCAACAAGGAAUGCUUGAUUUCAGUAUUAUACCUCAGAUGAUGGGGAGUCUUAGCAAGUUGAAUCUAAUUCUUCCUUCCAUUGGUAAUCAACCUUUCAAGAAUGCCGUUCUAUUUUGCGGCUCACUUAUUACCGAGUUGGAUGUGUUGUGUGGAGUUCAGUCUCAUCUAAACGAGAUGAUGAGCACCGUUCCAUUACUUUGUCCCAAUAUUGAAAUUCUCAAGUUCAAACAGAUAGCGUUUUUUGAUGAAGACUCUUUCUUUCCACCCAGGAUCGAACCUCCAUUUAAGCCUUUCACGAAGCUAAAGUCGCUCACCUGGAUCACUUGCUCCCAAAUUUGUUACGCUAAUUUUAUUUUGAAACACGCUCAUGACAUCAAGAAAAUCGACGUUGAAGCUGAACGGGCUGCCGAAAUCCUUUUUAAUGAUUUUUUACUCAUUAUCCUCGAGACCAAUCGUUUGCAGCAGCUCGAGCACUUGAGGUUGAUGCAUUCUCAUAACUUCACAAUAAGUUUAGGGAUGCUGGAAUUUGUUGUAGCUAAUUUUGAAAGAAUUGCAUCCAUUACUUGCAACCUAAGUUCUGACGAUAGAAGAGCUAUGGAAUCAUUUAUCAAAGAAAAUAAUUACGAUGUUAAAUUAUUGUGAAGUGUGGAUGUCUCUGUUUUUAUCAACACUCUAUUUUUCAAAAGCUUGUAUGUGAUUCUAUUUAUAGCACUCCUAGGAGUUCCAAAAUGGAAAUGACUGCCUAAACUUAAAUGAUAAUACAAAUAGCCGCAGGUCUUAGAUGCCUGUGCGAGCAAACAUAUUGAAUCUUAAAUGGUACUUGUCCCUAUCAAUGUGCCAGUCCUCAGCGCCAAUACUUCAAUUCCCAUGUGACACGGGAGCUCCUGCACGUCUCACUAGCGUGUCUUGCUUGGUCGCCCAGUCUCCAGGUUACACUUGCAAUUUCUAAGAAAAGUACAUAUUGAGAAUUUUAAACCACUUUACCGCCGUACAAAAAAAUAAUAAAGGGUCACAGGAAAAGGAACACAACCCGAGAGAGAAACAGGAAAACGCUCUAAUUUUAGCUCUUGCAUGUCACAGAGAUUUGCAAUGCAAGAACUUUUCUUUUAUAAAAUUUUGCAAGAAAUAGGAUGGUGUUGGUUUUUUCUGAAACAAACUCCCAAACUCAACCAAAGCUCUCAAUGUUGAGACUGUGAUGGAUUGCCUGUAUUUAGGUGAGUCCACCUCUAUUUUCAGUCAAACUCUCCAUAACACAUACAUUAGCAGUGGCAACCUUGCAGUGGAUUUUGUUGACAAUCUCCUUUAUUUUGAGCCUUUCUUUGAGAGUUUUUUUAGCUUGGAAAAUUUCAUAGGAAAUUAAUUGCUUCAUUGUGUUUUUUUUUGUGUAAUUAAAUUAAAAAAAGUACUCAAAUUGCAAAUCCCUGCAGCUGAAUUUUCUCGAAAAAUUCUAAAGCUUAGUUUUUAGACCAAUCAAAAACCUGUCUGAGUUCAUUUUCUAGCCGAAUUUUAUUGAUUAAAAUCUAAUAUUAAUAUAAUAUUAAUAUUUCCCAUAAAGUUGUCCAUACUUACAUUUUUACUCUUCAGAGCCAGUACAAUUUAUAGUCGACUUGUGAUAUUCUCGGCAACUGAAAUCUAACAAAUCAGUUAAAAAAGUGAUCAUAAAACUUAUGCAUCCUUAUAGAAAAAAAUUAAACUAGGUAAGGUGUAAAUUUAAGAAAAUAAUUUUGUAUUAUUCCAACAAGCAAGGAUCAUUCACAAAGUGUGUAUCCACCUCCUCACCCUCCAAAUGUAUUAUCCACUGUGAAAGUGUUUCAAGGGCAGAUUCAUUAUUGAACUUCAAUAUGUUACCCAUAACUUUGACAUGGAAGUGAAUCAUCAGUGAAAUUGAAGAGACAUCGUAUCAUCAAAUCCUGUUUUGAUAUAAUCAUGGUUUUAACUUUCUCACUGUCUAGAAUUAUAUUUAUGAGAGUCAGGUAGCGGCGUACCUCAUACCUCAACCUUUACAAUACUGAAAAUUUUUUUAAAAAAUUGCAAGGGAAAAUGCUGAUUAGUAUUCUCUAAAGAAAGUGAAACAUAAUCGAAGUUCCUUCAAUACUGCGAUUGAGUUUUGCAUUUUUUACAUUUAAUCAUUGUGAAACACAGUUAUAUGUUUGAGAGGCUUGUUUUCAUUGCUUGUAUUGCUAUUCAGUUUUUAGCGUUACAUUUAUCAACCAUGUAUCGUUAUUAAUUUUCUCUGAGAUGGGGAGGAAAUUCUUUUGAUGAUGGAGGUCAAGUUACUCUUUCAACAAUGCCAAAAACAAUAGAUGUUUGUGAACAUUUGAAAGCAUCCUUCACUCAGUAGCAGUUACUGAGACUUUUAUUUUUAUGAUCUAUUUGCUGUGUGAUCAAAUUGUUUAUGUUCUUUAUUAAGUUCCUCAUAAGUUAAAAAAUAUCAUGAUUGUGUCAAGUAACCUAAAUGCCCAAGAUUUGUAGUGAAACUUCUGUCGGUUCAAUGAGGGUACACAUUUUUUCAGAUAAUAGAAAUAUGUGGAUAAAGUCCUUUCUGAUUUUAGCUGUACUUUUGAAGCAAUAAAAUUAAUGAGAGGAAGAAAGUUCAUGAUGCUCUCUUUGGUGUCAUCCUAAACUUGCUUGAUAUGAUUUUGAAACGUGUGGAAGAUUCUCCUAAGCAUAAAAUUAAUCCAUUACAAUGGCAGUCAGAGGAUAAAUCCCUAAUUCUUUUGAGCAAGCAUUUUCCCUCUGUGACUCAACUUGCUUUAGCAAGCGAUAAAAGUUGCAACUGAUCUCUGUCAUUUACAAAGUAGUAUGAGAAAUUUAGAUGAUUUAACUUUAAAGCUAUUUUUAGAUCUUAUUUCUGGCCCAGCUUUUCGUUGUUCCCUAAUCUCUUGUGGCUCUCUAAUCGAAUCAUUGGACCUAUCAUCUGAUGAUGAUCAGUUUUUUCUCGAUGAGUCGAUGCUGAUUUUACCCGCAUCUUGUCCCAACAUUGUUAGCUCACGGUUCGGACAGAGGGCAAUUUUUCAAGAGGACUCCUUUUCUCCACCGUUACUUAGCCUUUUUUCACAUCAUUUUAUAAAUCUUAAGUCGUUAACCUGGACUGGGUGUUCUCAUCUUUCCUAUGCUGAGUUUAUUUUAGUGCACGAUGCCCACAACAUUUAAAAAAUUAUGCAAACAUGUUUGCUGGUUUUCCCUCACUUGAAUUUCUCAUCAACAACAUUGAAAAUAAUUCUUUAUCACAGCUUCAAGAGUUGACGCUGACACACCCAGACCCUUCCGCAUCUUCUUACAUUCUCGGUAAGCUCCAGCUUCUCCGUCUUAUGUAUCAUUGUCAAAAUGUGUCUUAUAAUAACCUGUUUUCUGAUGUAGAUACUAUUGUCUGAGUCUCUCAUGUUUCAUUUUUCAACAGAGAACUAAAAGGCCUUUAAAUUUGUUUGUGAAUCAUCACAAAAAUUUCA